Molecule: messenger RNA, 929 nt
Organism: Schistocerca gregaria
Lineage: Eukaryota; Metazoa; Arthropoda; Insecta; Orthoptera; Acrididae
Exons: 3
Coding region: 120-611 (163 amino acids)
Molecular function (GO): nucleic acid binding
Source: RefSeq, a predicted model, not a curated record
UUCCGUAAGCAGGCAGCGACAUCCUCCUGCGGUAGUGCAGUUAUCUCUCCAUCAACAGACGUUCGCGACUCCGUUUCGAAAGAAAAAGUAACAAGUACAGUUGUGGUGGUUAACUCGCCAUGCUUCUUCAAGUUAUCUCGCGUAAGAUUCGUGGAUCAGCAGUAGGGAUGAUAACGUGGGAAUUCACUGAGGCGUCGAUUGUGUUUUGUGUUGUCUGCAGUGUUUACAGCGAAAGUACGCGCACUGGGCUGCACCGCACCCCACAAGCGGGAAAUGUGGCGACGCACCUGGCGAUUGCUGCUGCUGUUGCGGGGCCAACGAGAAAGGCAGGCCACGGCGCGUACGCCACGAAGCCAAACGGAGAAACUGAACGUUUCGUCAGGACAGUGAAGAAACAGAUGGCCAAACUUCGCACCGCACACACCAGGGAUCAAGUAUUGCAACAGUUUCGCGCCCCCUGCCGUUCGCUACCACGAGAUGGACCAUCACCGGCGGAAUUGCUUCACGGCCGCCGCCACCGGACACUGCUCCACGUUCCUCAGCAUCCGGCGCCGAAGGAAGGCAAUUCACGCAUCCCGAGAACACCGCGGCCGCAGCAACCGCCGGAGUGAGAUGAAGGCAGCCAAUAGCACGCUGACCGACCCCUCUCCAGGACGACAACGCGAUAUUCACCGGUCCCUAUGUGAAGAGGACAUAGGCGUCGCGACCGCCUAGUGACGGCCCAGUUCAAUAGCAGCUGCAAGAUUAGAGGCUUCGAUAGCAGCGUCAACUCUAGUAACUUCGCCUGUACUUUGUAGCGUAGACUUAGGAUUGUUUAUACUGGAGAAGAUUCAUUAUUUUGUAUGUCACCCUUUGCUUGCGACACAUUUAUGUAGUUGCCAAAGUUAAGCACUGUAACUUUCUUAUUGUAAUAAAACUCAUUAAUAGGA